Messenger RNA from Parasteatoda tepidariorum (common house spider), 1354 nucleotides. RefSeq lists its product as uncharacterized. NCBI's taxonomy places the organism in Eukaryota, Metazoa, Arthropoda, Arachnida, Araneae, Theridiidae. Gene Ontology annotation, molecular function: cobalamin binding. The record is from RefSeq and is a predicted model, not a curated record. Gene Ontology annotation, biological process: cobalamin transport.
GGGGCAUUCAGCCUGACUGUGUGAACUUAUCAAAUCAGAAUGGCAACAUAACUGGAAUAUUACCGAUAGCUAGAAAAGAUAAUAAAGAUUACCAUGCAUGCUGGAAUAUUUUGAAUCCCCAUAAUCGUUUGCUGAAAAUAGAACUGAAGCACUUGGAUUUUAAGUAUUCGAGAUACUGUGCUUGGGUAAAUGUGACCAUCACAGCAAACAGAACUGGCGAAAGAUUUAAAUUCUGCUUUAACUCUGACGAAAAGAAACCAAUAGCUGUCUAUUCAGAUGUCACCGUCGCUUUAAUGCUUAGUAAUGGAGUAUCUGGUUUAUUUGGCUUAAAAGUUUUUGAGCUGCAGUACAAAAUGGGUGAUAGCAUCGAAGGGAUUGAAGAAGCCCGUUCUAGAGCUGUUCACCUACUGAAGAGUAAGUGGUCAACAUGGAAAUGGAUCGAUCACAUCCCGAAAGCAGUCACAGCUCUUUCUUUGGCCGAAGGACCUCAUUUCGGAGAUCUUGAAGACUACCUUAUGUUGAGGCAAAGAGAUAUUCAAAUAUUAUUAUCAUUAGUGCGUGACGUCCAUUUGAAUGACCAGCUUAGCACAUUCAUUAACUCCUUGCUUUCUACUUGUCACGAUCCUCGUGAUUUUUAUGGAUACAAUUUGGUAAAACUUCUGAAAGAACAAGUGAUGUCUGGAAACUUUACCCAUCCCACAUCUUAUUUAGCUCUCUGUAACGCCAACGAAACAUGGCCAGAUAGAGCUUAUCAAGAUCUCGUCAACACUUACAAUAGCAGCAUCGACAUACCGUUUAGAAGAGAAUACCAAGCAUUCGCAGUGAUGGCUCUUUCUUGCGAAAUUCGUCGAAGGGGAAAUCAUUCCAUUGCAAAAUUUAAAAAACUCUCAGAUUUUUAUGAAAGUAAUAUUCGAGAGUUUAAAGCCCUGCAAAAACCGAGUGGUAGCUUGGGAAACGUGCACAGAACUGCUCUUAUUACUCAGGCGUUGAUUGCUAGCGGUCAUAAACAGGAGAGUGAUUGGAAUUAUAAUAAAGCUAUGGAAACUUUAGUGGAAUCAAUAAAUACGUCUACACCUGACAUAAUUUCUAUAUAUUUAAUUCUACCUUUGCUGAAUGGAAAGAGUUUGACAGACACUGCUUUCACAAAUUGCUCAUCACUGAGAAAUGAUGAUCUGGUGGCUGAAAUUCAUGAUGAUUACUUAGGACCGAAAAUUAAAAUUCAGUACUCGCUGUUUGUAGGAGAUCCUAAAGAUGCCAUCUACACCAUAGUACUCAAAGUGCCAAAACACUAUGCGGCUUUCGAUGUGAUGCAGCUUAUUUCAAGGAAAUACACCAAAUAUCAGUAAUAAUUCAU